GCCGUGACGCAUGCGUAUUCGGCGCGGGCCGCGAAUCAGAAUCAGUCCAACGGAAUCUCGGGGAAGAUACGGCACGAAACGACACGAUACGGCCGACGCAGCCGAGCGGGGAGUCGCGAGCGAUCUACCGGGACGAACUUGUCAAUACACGGCCGCCAGACGCGGCGUCGACCGUUGGUGAGCUUCAGCGGACGCGAAGAAGAAGAACGGGAGGAGGCGGCGGUGGCGGAGGCGGAGGAGGCAGGAAGGAAGGAAGGAAGACACGAACAGCGCCGUGAAUUGUUCGUCGAGACGUCGCUUUUGGCCUGCCAGCCAGGAUGGCGAAGCCCGAGCAAGUUUUAAUCAUUGAGCCGCAGGGCGAGCUGCGAUUCAGGGGCCCAUUUACAGGAGGUCCUGUCACGUCUUACAUAAAACUCAUCAAUCCAACGACCCACAAAGUAUAUUUUAAAAUAAAGACAACUGCCCCAAAGAGAUACUGUGUGCGUCCAAAUUCUGGAGUUCUCAAGGCAAAGGAUGUCACUGAAAUAGCGGUAUGCUUACAACCAUAUGAUUUCGAUCCGGCGGAGAAAAGUAAACACAAAUUCAUGGUGCAGACUGUAAUAGCGCCAGAUGAUGAUGAUGAUGAAUAUCCAAUUGAUGUGUGGAAAGACAUAAAUCCAGAUCAGUUAAUGGAUUCCAAACUGAAGUGCGUCUUUGAAAAUCCCGUGACCAGUACCACCACGGUUAAAACAACCGCAACCUCUACAACAACAAAGGCAGAUUCUAACACGACUAAUGGAAAGAACAAGGCGAUUGGCGAUUCAGUCAAAUCAUCACCGAAAGUACUUGGUGAAGCAGAAGAGAAAUUGUUAAAGGCCGCACAAGAGGUUAAUCAGCUUAGGGUAGAAGAAAGCACUCUUAGGCAGGAAAAUCUUCAACUUAGAGAAGAUUUAAUGAAGUGGCGGAACGCGGCACUGGGCAACGACGGUAACCUUGCAGCAGCUAGAGGUCUAUCCUCGCAGAGCAGUAGCCAGUUAUCUCCAACAUCAACUAGUGUCCUCAUCGCCAUCGCCAUGGUUAUAGUCGGCUACUUGCUGGGAAAACUAAUCUGAACAGCCUUCAUCUUAUUGUAUACCUCAGUGUAUCCCCACCGCCCCCGUGUUUUUUUAGCCUGUCCUCUGCCGUCACAUGCCAUCGUUCGAUCGCAGACACAGACUCCAGACAUUACGUUACUCGGAUGUUCAUAAUAAAUGCUAUAAACACGAACGGUAGUGGUCUGCAUUAAUAGAGCUGCUCGUUACGGGUGUGUGCGCUUAUAACAGAUCCGGCGAGAGGUUUAAUUUAAAAAAGAAAAAAAGCGAGUUGCUCAUUUACUUUCUGUUUAACAUAAUGCCCAGCGGCACCGGUAGAGACUCGAUUAGAAAGUGCUAGGCGGCCGCUCGGUCGUUACGUUUUCUCUACGUUCGUUCGCGCAAUUCACUUUUUUGUUUGCGCGCUUCUCACGUGAAGGUUUCCGCUUUUCCAAUUUUUUUCGAUUCCUGUAGCUUGCGUCUAUUAUUCUCGAGAUACACGUUCAUUAUCGGGAGAAUGUUCCAUCGCGCUGAUUGUAUCGCAAAUUAAAGUUCUUUCGAUCCUGUAUGCCAUUUUUUAAAUAAAUCGCGCAAUUACCGGUGCAAAGAGAUCACACACGUACGAGUCAGGGUGCUAUUGCGUUACAACACACUGGAUCUAGGCAUCUUCCUCCGCAUGAUAUUAUUCGAACGUUGUAAUCAUACUGUACGACUGGCGAAACGGGAUCGGCGUCCGACGCGCGGAUGUAAUGAGCGUGAGCGCUUUAACUGUUGCCUACGUUCGCUCGUUUUGCGCGCGCUCCUCCGGUGCGCCGGUCGUUGUUCCCGAUUAUUUCCCGUUGUACACAGCGAGGUUGAGACGAAGCGCAACUUCGCGGUAGCGAGUAACGAUUUGGACGCAUUUGUAAGUGUAGUUUACAUAGUUCACAUAUACAUUUGCUGCGAGAGAAAGUAUACACAUUGUACGUGCACCUGUGAAUGUGCCGGUAUGUUGUGAAAAAGUAUAUAUAUAUAACACCGACACAUUUACAAG
Molecule: messenger RNA, 2082 nt
Organism: Dinoponera quadriceps
Lineage: Eukaryota; Metazoa; Arthropoda; Insecta; Hymenoptera; Formicidae
Gene: Vap33
Product: vesicle-associated membrane protein-associated protein B
Exons: 6
Coding region: 318-1091 (257 amino acids)
Biological process (GO): endoplasmic reticulum membrane organization
Cellular component (GO): plasma membrane; endoplasmic reticulum membrane
Molecular function (GO): FFAT motif binding
Source: RefSeq, a predicted model, not a curated record